CGCUCCGGGGAGCCGCCUCCGGUUCGGUUUCCCCCCCCCAUCUCCGCUGCGCUCCGGGCGGAUCCUGGAUCUAUCGGAGCAGCACCGGGAGAGCUGAGAGUGCAGGAGGGGGGUCCCGACCUCGGGCCGAAGAUCCUUAUCCUACCCCGGGGGGGUCGCACUCAGCGCCCACCGUGCCCGCAGCCGCCUUGAGCCGGGGAUGAGGGAGCGCCGGGGGGGAUACGGCUCUGCCACGCAGCCACGCCGCAGCUAACGCUGGUGGGAGACCCCCCCACGGGCACCAUGCCUUCCUCCAAGACGGAUGGAGAGUAUUGGAUCGAUGGAUCCCACCGUGAGGCUGCACUGGAGGAUUUCUAUGUCGUGGGACCUGAAUUGGGACGGGGAGCCACCUCCGUGGUGUACAGCUGUGAGGAGAAGGGCACACGUAGCCCAUAUGCUGCCAAGAUCCUGAAGAAGACAAUUGACAAAAAGAUUGUGAGGACGGAGAUCGGGGUCCUGCUGCGCCUCUCGCACCCCAACAUUAUCAAACUGAAGGAGAUCUUUGAGACACCCUUGGAGAUCGCGCUGGUGCUGGAACUGGUGACAGGGGGAGAGCUCUUUGACAGGAUCGUGGAGAGGGGGUUCUACAGUGAGCGGGAUGCAGCCCAUGUGGUCAAGCAGAUCCUGGAGGCGGUGUCGUAUUUACAUGAGAAUGGAGUGGUGCACCGGGACCUGAAGCCAGAAAACCUGCUGUAUGCAGACCUGUCCCCCGAUGCGCCCCUAAAGAUUGGUGACUUCGGGCUCUCUAAGAUCGUGGAUGAGCAGGACACCAUGAAAACUGUCUGUGGGACGCCGGGUUAUUGUGCCCCUGAAAUCCUGCAUGGCUGCCCCUACGGCCCUGAGGUCGACAUGUGGUCGGUGGGUGUCAUCACCUACAUCCUGCUCUGUGGCUUCGAGCCUUUCUUCGACCCACGUGGGGAUCAAUACAUGUACAGCCGCAUCCUCACCUGCGACUACGAGUUCGUGUCCCCGUGGUGGGAUGAGGUUUCCCUCAAUGCAAAGGACCUGGUCAGAAAACUGAUCGUUUUGGACCCCCAGAAGAGACUGACGGUCUAUCAGGCUCUGGAGCAUCCCUGGGUCACUGGGAAAGCUGCUAAGUUUGCCCACAUGGACAGCACACAGAAGAAGCUGCAGGAGUUCAAUGCCAGGAGGAAACUGAAGGCUGCCAUGAAAGCUGUGGUGGCUUCCAGCCGCUUGGGCAACCACGGACACCACGACUGCUCCAGGAACCGGGGGGGUCCCAGGGGAAGGGGGAGCACUGAGGCUGCUGCUGCAUCCGAGGAGCUGGAGGGGUUCCCUGCUGUGCCCACUGUGCCCAUCAAUGGGGCGAGCUGCAGGAGCUGAUGGUGCCCGGCUUCCAGAGGGGCUGUCGGGGUGGCCAUAGGGAUGGCAGCAUGGGGUGCAUCCCUGUGCGUGUCCAUCCUCACCCCAUAGGGAAGCAGUGCUGGCGACUCCGUCUUCCAACAACAACAACAACCCACCAUCUUUUGGCUUCUGUGAUGAGAAUCCCAGCAGCUUGAAAACGAGAAGCAAACAGCAGGGAAACAAAAAGACACAAACAAACUCUUCCCAACAAAGAGUUCUCUCAACAACAGAGUCCUGUAAAUAGCCCUCAAAGGCAUCACUAUGGAGGGGUCUCCAGCCCCAUUGCACCCACCAGCCCCACUGCAGGGGGGAUAAAAGGGUCGGACCCCCCCCAAAUUUCUGCCUGCAGUUCCUUGGUGUCUUUAGGUGGUAGAUGAGCUCUGAUUUGUGCUUUAAUUUGUUCUGGUGUCCGGUUUGGGUGUGCUGUGUUGGGUUGGGAGGGCUGGCAGUGGGGUUUGAUGCCUCCAUUGGAUUCCAGUUAACACUGGUAGGCGUUCUUAGAUCAAUGGAGAUCAAUGGAGAUUAGUGAAGACUAAUGAAGACCAAUGGAGAUCAAUGGAGAUCAAUGGAGAUCAAUGAGGAUCAAUGGAGAUCAAUGGAGAUUAGUGAAGACCAAUGAAGACCAAUGGAGAUCAAUGGAGAUCAAUGGAGACCAAUGGCGAUCAAUGAAGAUCAAUGGAGAUCAAUGGAGAUUAGUGAAGACCAAUGGAGACCAAUGAAGACCAAUGGAGGUCAAUAGAGAUCAAUUAAGACCAAUGGAGGUCAAUAGAGAUCAAUUAAGACCAAUGGAGGUCAAUAGAGAUCAAUUAAGACCAAUGGAGGUCAAUGGAGAUCAAUGGAGAUCAAUAUCUACAGAGCAUUCAUUAGCCCUUGUAACACGUUAACGGUGCUGGGGACGAUGGGUUUAUCUUCAUUUCUGGUUGCUUUGGUUGGUUGUUUUUAAUGAAAUCCGGGUACAAAGUGCUUUGUGAGGUGA
This is a messenger RNA of Coturnix japonica (Japanese quail), 2380 nucleotides long. RefSeq names its product calcium/calmodulin-dependent protein kinase type IV-like. Gene Ontology annotation, biological process: protein phosphorylation. NCBI's taxonomy places the organism in Eukaryota, Metazoa, Chordata, Aves, Galliformes, Phasianidae. The record is from RefSeq and is a predicted model, not a curated record. Gene Ontology annotation, molecular function: protein kinase activity; ATP binding.